AUGGAGAUGGAGUCGAGAUCUGCGCGCCGCCCGCUGCCCGACCGCAUCAGCGCCCUCCCCGACGACCUCCUCCUCCUCAUCCUCCCCCGCCUCGGAUGCGCCGCCGCCGCCGCGCGCACCGCCGCCCUCUCCCGCCGGUGGCGCGGGGCCGGCCUCUGGCCCCGCCUCCGCCGGAUCGUCCUCCGCGACGUGCCCUUUCCCUCGCUCGAAGCGGCGCUCGGCGGCGUCUCCGCGCCCCCGCCCGCGGUUUCCCUCCUGCAAAUCCGCAUCACCGACAAGCGCCUCCCCGAGCACAGCCGGCCCGACUCCGCCCGCGUCAACUCGCUGCUGCUCGCCGCCGCGCGGCUCCAGCCGGAGGAGCUCGCCGUGGCCCUCCCCUCGGGCUUGAUAGACGGCACCCUCGCCCUCGACCUCUCCUGCUUCCAGCGCACCACCUCCAUCGUGCUGGACAUCUUUUCCGUCCUCCUCGUCGUGCCCGCCGGCGUCGAGUUCCCCGCGCUCCAGAAGCUGUCCCUGCUGUGCUGCCACCCGGACCUCGACCUCGGCUCCUUCAUCCCCUGCUGCCCCCGCCUGCGCACGCUCUGGCUUGACGGCUUCUUCUUCCAAGAGGGCGUCCUCAGCAUCGACUCUGCGUCGCUGCAGGAGCUUGUCGUGGACAGCGAGAAGGGAUUGGCAGAGCAUAUCAACAUUGUUGCCCCCAUGCUCAAGCGAUUGACCAUGUCCUUCCUCUCCUCGGGGCUCAGCAUCUCCGUCUUGGCACCAAUGCUCGACAAGGUCUCAUGGCGCUGCUGCUAUACCAGACACUCUGUUUGGUUUGGUAUUUGGCGACUAAAAGAGGUGUUGCUACGGACGGCAGACACACAAGGACAACUCCUCUCGCUGCGCAUUCAUCUUGCAGCAGGUUGGUCUUUUCCUAACGGCGAAGAGGGCAACUUUACGCAUGAGAUCGAGAAGCAUAUGAUUGCCAACUUCUCUGUUUUGGAGCUAUAUAUCACAAGGGAGGAGCAUGUUUAUGGAGCACCCGUGUUUCAUCUCCUAGGGAUGAACCAAAUUCGUAGUGCUAUGCAGAAGCUUAAGAUCACUCUACCGGGACCAGCGAUAAUAUUCUGCUCUGAAUGA
This is a messenger RNA of Triticum turgidum subsp. durum (durum wheat), 1119 nucleotides long. The record is from the annotation of a GenBank genome assembly. NCBI's taxonomy places the organism in Eukaryota, Viridiplantae, Streptophyta, Magnoliopsida, Poales, Poaceae.